Molecule: messenger RNA, 862 nt
Organism: Balaenoptera musculus (blue whale)
Lineage: Eukaryota; Metazoa; Chordata; Mammalia; Artiodactyla; Balaenopteridae
Gene: MYL5
Product: myosin light chain 5
Exons: 8
Coding region: 301-825 (174 amino acids)
Cellular component (GO): cytoplasm
Molecular function (GO): calcium ion binding
Source: RefSeq, a predicted model, not a curated record
CCCCUCCAGGUACUGAAGUUUUCGGACCAGGUUAAGCACAAAUCGAGGCCCGCACACCACAGCCGCAGCAGGUGCUGUGUGGUUCAGAGAUGUGCCCCUGAGGACCCCCACCCAGUGAUUGCAGCUCAUCCCAACCCCACCCAGACCUGGCCCUGGAGGCUCAGAAAACUUGUUCUCCAGGCCAGCAGGAAGACCAAGAAGAAGGAAGGGGGGGCCUUGCGGGCCCAGAGGGCAUCAUCCAAUGUCUUCUCCAACUUUGAGCAGACCCAGAUCCAGGAGUUCAAGGAGGCGUUCACACUAAUGGACCAGAACCGAGACGGCUUCAUUGACAAGGAGGACCUGAAGGACACCUACGCCUCCCCGGAUAUGUGCCCCAGGGGCAGAACUCCACCACAGCACCCCGACUCCCCCGCCCUCCGGCUCCCAGGAGUGUCCUCGCUCUGGUCCUCGGCCGUCAAGCCUGACCUGACUUCCCGUGGGCUCGGAGGAGGAGGCAAAACCAACGUCAAGGACGAGGAGCUGGACGCCAUGCUCAAGGAGGCCUCGGGGCCCAUCAACUUCACCAUGUUCCUGAACAUGUUCGGGGAGAAGCUGAGCGGCACGGAUGCCGAGGAGACCAUCCUCAACGCGUUCAAGAUGCUCGACUCCGACGGCAAAGGCAGCAUCAACAAGGACUACAUCAGGCGGCUGCUCAUGUCCCAGGCCGACAGGAUGACUGCUGAGGAGGUUGACCAGAUGUUCCAGUUCUCCACCAUCGACAGUGCAGGCAACCUGGAUUACAAGGCACUGAGCUACGUGCUCACCCACGGGAAGGAGAAGGAGUGAGGGGCACCCCUACCACACUGGGCCGUGGCCAGUUCAA